AUGCAAGCUGGUAUCUCUGUUCUGUUUGACCUGUUACGACUCGAACGUCAAAUCAUGCUGAAAUAUGUCUUUUUCUACGGCUGGGAAGUGACGAAGGACUGUCCAAUCUCUCGUGCUUGUUUCUCGCAAUGGUAUGACGCUGCGUUCGAGGAUCCAGAGAGACCGGGUACUGUCUUUAAGACUGCCGAGCAUUGGUUCAUGUUCCACAAGGCGAGACUCUUCGAUCCCGACUUGUGCGACAAGAUCAUCGCUGCCGACACACCUGAUGAGGCUAAAAAGCUGGGUCGACAAGUCAAGAAUUUUGACCGGAAGGAGUGGGACAAGUACGCCGACCAAGUUGUGCAAAAGGGCAACGAGCUCAAAUUCGCCCAGCAUGCCGAUCUUCGACGCUACUUAUUCGACACUGGAUCCCGAACACUGGUCGAAGCCGCUCCCACAGACCGUAUUUGGGGGAUAGGGUUCUCAGAGGACGAGGCCAUGGAUCAUGUGAAGGAAUGGGGCACGAAUCGAAUGGGUCUAGCAUUGACAAGAGCUCGGGAUG
Kockovaella imperatae is the source of this 541-nucleotide messenger RNA. RefSeq lists its product as hypothetical. The annotation marks the transcript as partial. NCBI's taxonomy places the organism in Eukaryota, Fungi, Basidiomycota, Tremellomycetes, Tremellales, Cuniculitremaceae. The transcript is spliced from 2 exons. The record is from RefSeq and is a predicted model, not a curated record.